Molecule: messenger RNA, 1965 nt
Organism: Cariama cristata (Red-legged seriema)
Lineage: Eukaryota; Metazoa; Chordata; Aves; Cariamiformes; Cariamidae
Gene: FOXN1
Product: forkhead box N1
Exons: 8
Coding region: 1-1965 (654 amino acids)
Biological process (GO): regulation of transcription by RNA polymerase II
Molecular function (GO): DNA-binding transcription factor activity, RNA polymerase II-specific; transcription cis-regulatory region binding
Source: RefSeq, a predicted model, not a curated record
AUGGUUUCACUACUCCAAGAUCAAUCUAAUAUUAAAUUUUCUUCUUCGGACACUCUGGAAAGGGAUCACCGAGACCUCAUGAAGACACAGGGGGAUUCAGUAUCCCCAGUUCAGCAAAUUGAUAAUCCCAGUUAUAACUGCCAACCAUAUGAGUCAGACGGCAGGACAGAAAGGAACAGUUCAGAGUCUUCCCACAGCCCCAGCCCUGCUUCUCCAGCCCAGGAUCAAAUUCAUGGGAGAUACCCUACAAGCCAAGAAAUUCACUGUGGCAAGAACAAAUUUAAAGUGUCUUUCAGUACUGAAAAAUUCAGACGGUACAGUUACGAGGAGAGUACUAUAGGAAAUUAUGACAGGUUUCUCAAGAGCAACAGAAACCCCUUUCAUCCUUACAAGAGGCAGAUCAGCGAAGAUGUCUUCCACGAAGCACAUCAAGCCCUCCCACCAGAGGGUUCACCCUUCAAAAGUGCUAGAAGCAUCGAUGGUUUUGAGGGUCUACCAGCAUCUACAGGUCCUGACGAGUCAGAGUCGUUUCCUACACACAUUCCAAACAUCUCCACAGAACAACCAUGGUGUAACAGCCUCCAAUACAGCACCACAGGUCAAGAUCACGGUUCGCAAGUCAUGCAGGAUUCAGACAUCAAGCUUAGGACAUCCCCACUGGAAGGGCAGCCUGGUUUGUACUGCUAUCAGCCUCAAGUGCAGCAAAUGUAUUGCCCUUCACAUCCUUUCCAUCAGUAUUCCUCGGGAGGCAGCUAUCCUGUGACUUACAUUACUUCUUCACACUACCCUUACCAAAGAAUCGCUCCUCAAAGCAGUCAAGAAUCCCAGCAGCCUCUAUUUCCCAAACCCAUCUACUCCUACAGCAUCCUGAUCUUCAUGGCACUCAAAAACAGCAAGACAGGGAGUUUGCCAGUCAGUGAGAUUUACAAUUUCAUGACGGAACAUUUCCCUUACUUUAAGACAGCUCCAGAUGGCUGGAAGAAUUCUGUACGGCACAACUUAUCUUUAAACAAAUGCUUUGAGAAAGUUGAAAACAAGUCAGGCAAUUCUUCUCGGAAAGGCUGUUUGUGGGCUCUGAAUCCAGCCAAAAUUGAUAAGAUGCAGGAGGAGCUUCAGAAAUGGAAGAGGAAAGACCCAGUUGCUGUAAGGAAGAGUAUGGCAAAGCCAGAAGAACUUGACACACUGAUCGGCGACAAAAGUGAAAAGCUGAGAUCUUCAAUCACGUCCUGCAGCUCGACUGGUGUUGCAAGUGCAUCCCUUUCCAGGCAGAUGGCAGUCCAACCCCAUUCCUUAGGCGAGCCCUCUCUUUCCUCCGGUAUACCACAGCCAUUACAUAGUAUCCACGCAUCGGGAGCCCUACAGGUCAAGAACCCAUUACCAAAUUUGCUCGGGGGGCAGCAAACUGCGUGCUAUACAUCACCACCGGGUUUUCCUCAAAUCUCAAGUACGUUAAUGCAACAGUCGCCUGACCCUCAGACCCUGUUUCCUUCUGGGGAGGCUCAAAGUGAACUCAGAACUCAGCCCAGCAUCACCCAGGACUCCCCACUGCCGGCUCAGACCCCCCCGACCUGCGGUGUGAAGAUGCUGACAGAGCACUCUACAGCCAGGACAGUGCAGGACACGCUCAUGCAGGAAGGAGAUCUCAGCAAUGACAUCGAUGCUCUUAAUCCAUCCCUGACUGAUUUUGAUCUCCAAGGAAAUCUUUGGGAAGAGCUGAAAGAUGACAGCCUAGCUGUGGAUCCCCUAGUUCUCAUUUCAUCAUCCCCAACGUCUUCCCAGUGUUUCCCUUCUCACUGCCAGAUGGAGAACAGCAGCAGCAGCAACGUCAACAUCCAGAAUGGAACUCCACACAGCAACGUACCCGACCUACAGCUCACUACUCUUUACUCUGCCUUUAUGGAAUUGGAUACAGUUUCUCCUGCCUACCUAAGCAAUUCUGGAUCCAAACCUAUAGCACUAAUGUGA